AUGCUGAGUGCAGCAGAAGGCAUCCUCCUUUCUAUUGCAACUGUUCAAGCCAGUAUGGGAGUUUUAGGGAACACAUUUAUUGCAAUUAUAAACUGCAUGAACUGGGCCAAGAACAAGAAGCUCUCUAAGAUUGGAUUCCUUCUCAUUGGUUUGGCAACUUCCAGGAUUUUUAUUAUAUGGAUAUUAACUUUAGAUGCAUAUGCAAAACUGUUCUACCAAAGUAAGUAUUUGUCUGACCUUCCCACUGAAAUUGUCUCUUAUAUAUGGAUGACUGUGAAUCACCUGAAUGUCUGGUUCGCCACCAGUCUCAGCAUCUUCUAUUUCCUGAAGAUAGGAAAUUUUUCCCACUGUAUAUUUCUCUGGUUGAAGAGGAGAACUGAUAAAGUUUUUGUCAUUCUGAUGGGGUGUUUGCUAAUUUCUUGGGUAAUCUCUUUCUCAUUUGCUGUGAAGGUGAUGAAGAACAAUAAAGUGAAUCAUAGAAACAGGACCUCAGAGACGAACUGGAAGAAAAGAGAAUUCUCAGUGAACUAUAUUUUAAUCAAUAUUGGAAUCAUUUCUCUCCUUACGAUGACCUUAACUGCCUGUUUCUUGUUGAUUAUUUCACUUUGGAGACACAGCAGGCAGAUGCAGUCUAAUGUUUCAGGAUUCAGAGACCUUAACACAGAAGUUCAUGUGAAAGCCAUAAAAUUUUUAACUUCAUUUAUCAUCCUUUUCAUAUUGUAUUUUAUAGGUGUUUCAAUAGAAAUUAUCUGCCUGUUUAUCCCAGAAAACAAACUGCUAUUUACUUUUGGUUUCACAACUGCAUCUGUAUAUCCCUGCUGUCAUUCAUUUAUUCUAAUUGUAACAAACAGCCAGUUGAAACAAGCCUUGGUAAAGGUACUGCAGGGAUUAAAGUUCUCUGAGAAAGGAAAAUAUCUAAGGGCCACAUGGCUCUGGAACAGAAAUGGUUAG
Messenger RNA from Grammomys surdaster, 951 nucleotides. Its product is annotated as taste receptor type 2 member 105-like. The transcript has a single exon. NCBI's taxonomy places the organism in Eukaryota, Metazoa, Chordata, Mammalia, Rodentia, Muridae. Bases 1 to 951 code for a protein of 316 amino acids. Gene Ontology annotation, molecular function: G protein-coupled receptor activity. Gene Ontology annotation, biological process: G protein-coupled receptor signaling pathway; sensory perception of taste; detection of chemical stimulus involved in sensory perception of bitter taste. The record is from RefSeq and is a predicted model, not a curated record. Gene Ontology annotation, cellular component: membrane.